CAUCUCUAUAACCUACUUUGAUCAGGGUAAAUUCUGUGUCAAUAAUUCGGAGAAAUAAGCCAAAACUCGGAAGAAACAGCUGGAUAAAUAUAUUUGGCAGUCAUUUUGUAUAAGGUAAACAUAUUGAACAACUAUAUUUUAAUCCACACCAGCAAAUAAGAAUUGGACUUUGAGUAUCAUCUUCUGGUACCAAAACAAACAACGGAUAUAAAGAAACAAUAAUUUGAUACCCCAGUUGGGUAUAUUUGCACAUAUUCUUUAUUUCUAAUGCCACAAGGAAAACACAAAACAGUGGUAUAUAAGCCCAUGCUAACAUCCGAAGACCCCAUCAUUCUCAAAAUGAGGGCCACAUCGAUCAUCUUAUCAGGAGUCCUUGUCCUGGCCGCUUGCCUCCUAAGGAGCAGCGAGGCGGUGACCUGCACCGCUGACGCCACCGUCGCAGGAUGCAUCAACUGCACCACCAGUCCAACCGAUCCCGAGUGUGUGGCCGAGGCCGCAGCCAACACUACGACAGCCCCAGCUGGGGCAGAUACCACGACACCCUCCGCCGGUGGAGCCACCACAGCACCCGUGGCGGAUUCUACCACGCCGAGCACGGCAGUCACUCCAUCUGCCAACACGGACUCGCCCAGUGACUCCUCAUCCGAUUCGGGAAAUACCUCCAACAGCGCGGCUAAUGCGGCCAGGAGGAGGAGGAUUGCGGCCAGGAGGCGUGCUCAAAGGAGGCGCGCCCAAAGGAGGCGUGCCCAAAGGAGGAGGGCCCAACGGCGCAGGAGGCAAAACCGAUCGGGCUAAAGCCAACUUCGCUAUUGC
Messenger RNA from Drosophila santomea, 813 nucleotides. RefSeq lists its product as uncharacterized. The record is from RefSeq and is a predicted model, not a curated record. The transcript has a single exon. Bases 268 to 795 code for a protein of 175 amino acids. Lineage: Eukaryota; Metazoa; Arthropoda; Insecta; Diptera; Drosophilidae.